Homarus americanus (American lobster) is the source of this 710-nucleotide messenger RNA. RefSeq lists its product as uncharacterized. The coding region runs from base 102 to 665 and encodes 187 amino acids. The transcript is spliced from 5 exons. Lineage: Eukaryota; Metazoa; Arthropoda; Malacostraca; Decapoda; Nephropidae. The record is from RefSeq and is a predicted model, not a curated record.
CGGAACAACGUAAACAAAACUGAGGGGAGAGUCCGUUCAGUCUCACUCCGUCAGCAGAUAUCGCCGUCACUGGUACUCCUGGCUGCUGCUCUGUGGAUAAAAUGGCUUUAAAUAGAUUACAAGAUGCCUCAAGGCCAAUAGAUGCAGAUGACAGCUCAUGCACUGUAGCUAACCUCGUGGAAAUGGACACAUCACCUGGAGGGUUUGAGCUAGUCAAUCCAUACCGGACCAACAAAGUGGACAGUAUGGACUUGGUAGAACUAGCCAAAGAAAUCCAAAAGGCCGACACAUUUGUACACGCUAAUGUAAGCAACAAGCUGCAGGUGAUCACAGAGCAAGUGCGAUUUCUUCAGGAGCAGGCCAGAAGAGUCCUGCAAGAGGCCAAGGAAAAUGCUGACCUUCACCAUGUACCCUGUAACUUUGUUAAAAAGCCCGGUAACAUCUACCAUCUUUACCGACGGCCAUCUGGACUAAAAUACUUCUCUAUUAUCAGCCCUCAGGAGUGGGGCUCAACGUGUCCUCAUGAAUUUCAGGGAUCAUUCCGUCUGGAGCAUGAUCAGUCAUGGACACCAGAGAAUAAGAUGGAUGCCAGAACUAAUGACCAGCUGAUGAUUAACAAGAUCCUGACAUGCUCUAAUACAUUAUCUAUAACCAUGGGCAAAUGAUGGGUUUAAUUUAUAUUUAGAAAAGUACAUUAAAAAGUAUAUGAA